ACUGUUACAGGAAGCAACUGCAAAGAAGCAGUCUAUCUAAGUCACGUGAUCGUAACAUAGUGUGCUGAAGACAUGGCGGACAAAGAGGAGACUGAGAGAACCAUCGCCGAAGACAUCGUUGUCACCAAGUAUAAAAUGGCCGGUGACAUCGUAAAUCGGGUAUUAAAACAAGUUUUAGAUAAGUGCGUUGCUGGAGCAUCAGUAAGAGAAAUUUGUGAGAUUGGAGAUGAACUGAUAUUGGAUGAGACCAAUAAGGUCUUUAAAAAGGAAAAAGAGCUGAAGAAGGGAAUUGCUUUUCCUACAUGCAUAUCGGUGAAUAAUUGCAUAUGUCAUUUUUCACCAAUUGCAAGUGAACCAGAUCUCAUACUCAAAGACGAGGAUAUGGUAAAAGUAGAUCUUGGAGCACAUGUUGAUGGCUUUAUAGCAGUUGUGGCACAUACUAUUGUUAUAGGUUCUUCAUCACAAAAAAAAGUUACUGGUAGAAAAGCAGAUGUAGUGUUAGCUGCACACUAUGCAUCGCAAGCUGCAUUGAGGCUUUUACAGCCAGGUACAGAGACAUACACGAUAACAGAGACAGUAGAAAAAAUUUGCGACGUAUACAAGUGUAAACCAAUUGAAGGAAUGUUAAGUCACCAAUUGAAACAGUUUAAGAUAGAUGGAGAAAAAACUAUUAUUCAAAAUCCAAAUGAUGCACAGAAGAAAGAGCAUGAAAAAUACACUCUUGAAGCUUAUGAGGUAUAUGCAAUGGAUGUGCUGGUUAGUACUGGUGAAGGAGUGGGCCGAGAACAGGACACCCGAGUUACUAUAUUUAAAAAAACAGAGGAAACAUAUCAACUGAAAUUGAAAGCGUCUCGCAUGUUUUACUCUGAAGUCACUCAUAAACACGGCCUUAUGCCGUUCAAUUUACGUACUUUCGAGGACGAGAAGAAGGCAAAAAUGGCAGUUGUAGAAUGUGUAAAUCAUAGGUUGAUUGAACCAUUCCAAGUGCUAUAUGAAAAACCAAAUGAAUUUGCUGCACAAUUCAAAUUCACAGUACUAGUAAUGCACAAUCGGCAACACAAGAUUACAGGAAUUCCUUUAGACCUUGACAUUUAUCAAUCAGAAUAUGCUGUUAAAGAUCCUGAAUUGAAGACCCUUUUGUACACCUCGGUAAACCCGAGAACUGCAAAGAGAAUGAGGAAGAAGGCAGAGAAAGCUGCAGGUGAAGUGGCGAUGGAAGUUGAUGCCAAGGCCUAACACAACCGUUUUAGCGUUCUUCAUGACGUAUUAACAUCGUGCACUUUGUGUUAUCUUUUGUUAAGCAGCUUCAGAGCAGAAAUUAGACACUUUUUAACGUCACUAUACCUCAAAUAUUUGUCUUUUUGUUGAGACGACAUUGAUAAAUCGUGAUUCUUCAUAUCGUUAUACCUUUCCCAUUUUUAUAUUGCUGUUUGUUUAAUUAAAUAACUGUAUCUAUUUAAAUCCAGGAAUUUCCAUGAUAAAAAAGUGUUGUAUUCUGCCCUGGACAAAUCGAACUUCACGACACUUAUUAUGCCACACUUACGUUUUUAUACCGGACUAUUUUUUCAUGGACCAUGGUAUUAUUAUACAUAAAACAAUGAUUAUUCAUAAGACAUUUUACAACUGAUAUAUUACAUCUCGAACAUGUGAAAUUUAUUUUUCAAAUAAUGGUCGAAAUAUAAUGACUGUAUUGUGCGACUCAAUUCGGCCGAGCCAGAAAGUGAACCGCAUGUGCAUUCAUAUGUUUCUUUCAUAAAAGAAACGAAUAAAAUGCGAAUUUGAUUUUAUAAAUGUUUUUGGGUUAUCGAAGAAAACUAUCUCAUGUUGAUUAAUGUCUCUUUCAUUACGUGAACGAAAAGAUACUUGAAAAGAAUCACAGUUAAUACGUUCUGCAGUUUCUGAAUGCACUGCCCAGCGUGACACAACUUACUUUGACACUAAUGCUAGUUUUGCACUAGCUGAUUUUGUGCAUCUCGUGUCUAGCGAAUUAAUAAUUCAUACUAUAAAAAGAAAACACCUAAUUUCGAAUUGUACAAUUGAAAUGAGAAUGUCCAUAUUGGAAUUCCGUAUAAACGAUGAAAUGCCAAUGAACCUCGAAGUGUUUCGUUGUAAGAAUUCCCCAACCGUCAAAAAAUAUUUUAUUCUUAUUCAGUUUAACUUGAUGAAAAUUUUACUGACAAUGAAUAUUUAAAGUAAAUAUUACUCAAAUGAUCAUAGGAGCAUUUUGUGUUAUUCACAUUCAAAUGGAAAAAGAAGGACGUCUUUCUAAGAACGAAAGAUUCUUAGCUAGUGACUAAUCGUCUUAUCGAGGUAAAAAAGCGAAAAUUAUGAAAUAUUGAUACAAUGUAAUGAUAGUUUUGUAUAAGGAAGAUAGAUAAUGUAUUUGUUCUAGAUAUUUUUUCUACUCAAAUUGUGCAUAUGUCGAAUGUUACCGAGUGUGCUUGUAAAACAAAAGAUGUUUUGGGUUAUCGUGCACUGUCCUUCAUUUGCUCUAAUCGGAGCAUAUGUCAUCCAUUCGAUUUGGAAUUAUACUUUCAAUAAAAGUAUUUACCAAAUAUGGAAAGAUUGGAUCCGUAGUAUUUUUCGUUCGUUACGGAUAAAUCAUCAAUAAAUGCUUAUAAUGCAAAAAAGGACUGUGCACAAAAUUCAUACUUAACAUAAAAUUUAAUACGAUGACGAGAGAAAUUGUUAUUAAAAAGAUAUUAAUGACAAGCUAGCAAGUAUAGAUUUUGACACGUGCAUAUUUCGCGAGUCAUUAAACUGCUCCUUUUUUUCUCUUUCAAAAUAGUCGUACUAAUGUAUUGAUCUGUAAGAUACUGUCUAUUUCUGAAGAGACACACGAAAUUUAUCAACAAAAAAGUUAACGACCGAAAAAGAUAGAAUUUUACGGAUUAUAUAACUCACUAAUUUUUCUAUGAUAUAUAAUCUCUGAUGAAAGUGAAAAACGAAACAUCAGAAAUAUAGAAUCAUAUUUGCAA
Molecule: messenger RNA, 2978 nt
Organism: Bombus terrestris (buff-tailed bumblebee)
Lineage: Eukaryota; Metazoa; Arthropoda; Insecta; Hymenoptera; Apidae
Product: proliferation-associated protein 2G4
Exons: 7
Coding region: 73-1236 (387 amino acids)
Source: RefSeq, a predicted model, not a curated record